AUGGAACAAUCUGAGUUUCAUGCAGUGUUACACAGGGCAUGUAAUCAGAAUAAAGGUGUAAAUGUUAUGAUUAGUAAAUGUAGAAAGCUAUAUGAUUUGAAGCAUGAGCUAAAGGAUUUGAUUCAUUAUAUGGCUUCAUAUGCACAAAGACUGAAUCAAACUAGGCAAAAACUAGAGGAGAAGGAACUGCUUGCUGAGAUUGAUAAAUGGAGUAACAUUGAAGAACAAGCCCUAAGACAGAAAUCCAGGGCAAGUUCGAUUAUGUGUGGUGACACUAACUCUAAGUACUUGCAUGCGCAAUGGAAUAUCAGACAAAGAAAAAAUACAAUCACAUAUGUAUAUACAGAUGCAGGGAUAAAACUCACAGACCCUACACAGGUGAAAACAGAGUUUAUUACAUUCUUCACAGGGCUAAUGGAAAAUUGCAGUGGUCACAUUAUAUGUCCAAACUCAGAAGUUAUAAAAAAAAGGACCGUGCUUGAGUAUGGAACAGAAAAGUGCAUUGAUACAACCAAUGACAAAGCUCCAGAGAUUGAUGGAUAUCCUAUAGAGUUUUUCACCAAAAACUGGGACCUAAUGAAGAAGGAAGUUUAUGUUGCAGUGCAAAGCUUCUUUGAAAUAGGAAAACUUUUGAGAAAGGUGAAUUGCACAACUAUUAUACUGAUUCCUAAAGUUAGCUCACCAUCUCAGGCCAAAGACUAUAGAUCUAUUGCUUGUUGUAAUACCUUUCACAAGAUUAUUUUCAAGGUUUUACAACUAAGAAUCAAAAAGGUGAUUGGUAAUCUAAUUAGGCACUCACAGUCUGCUUUUAUAGAAGGAAGAAGUAUCAUUGACAAUAUACUCUACAACUAUGAGUUGUUCAAAGGGUACAAUAGAAAAGGUGUCUCUCCUAGAUGUGUUAUGAAAGUAGACUUAAGAAAUGCCUAUGAUACUAUAGACUGGAGGUUUUUGAGAAGAAUGCUCAAUGAUCUUGGGUUCCAUUUAAAAUUCAUUGAAUGGAUUAUGGAAUGUGUUGCCACUGUCUCAUACCCCUUAGUGCUAAAUGGAAGACUUACAAAACUAUUUCUGAUUAGACAAGGGGAUCCCAUGUCCCCAUACCUCUUUAUCAUUGCUAUGGAGAACCUGCAAAGAGAAGUGAUGCAAUUGGCAGAGAAUGACAUUGAAUCCAUCAAACUCCUUCGGGGCGCUUUUCAUAGGUUUUCUGCAGCUUUUGGGCUACAAGCUAACACUGAUAAAAUCUCUAUUUACCUAGUUGGGGUGGAUGCAUAUGAAAGACAGGCUAUCAUGAAGCUACUGGGGUUUGAAUAA
Nicotiana tabacum (common tobacco) is the source of this 1308-nucleotide messenger RNA. The record is from RefSeq and is a predicted model, not a curated record. Lineage: Eukaryota; Viridiplantae; Streptophyta; Magnoliopsida; Solanales; Solanaceae.